AUGCCUCAGCCGAAUACUCUAACCCACGCCAAAGUCGAACUCGAGGAUGAUCCUCAUCGUGCUGCGCUGGAGGACAAUCCCACUACGCAGCCGAAGACGGGAGCCCGAGUCUGGAUUGCCAUCUUUUCAAUGGCAUUGUCCUUCGGACCAGCUGUUGGUCUUCCAUUCGUCUGUGUUGCUAGUAUCGUUGUGCAGAUAACGAAUGAACUUGGCGAUGCGAGUCAACUGCCGUGGGUCGUAGGAGCAUGGUCUCUCGCGACAGCCUGCUCUUUCUCCCUUGGCGGUCCCUUCAGCGAUAUCUUUGGACGUCGAAGCAUCAUCCUUGCAGGCCAAGUUGUCGUUCUGAUCGGUAACAUUGUUGGAGGAACCGCCCAGAACACCCAAAGCAUCAUUGCAGCCGAGACCUUGGUCGGUCUUGGAACUGGCUUUGUGUUUGUGGCGUAUGCAGGUGUACCCGAGAUGCUUCCCAACAAAUGGCGGUCUCUCGGCCUAGGCAUUCUCGAGGGAGGAAUUGCCAUCCCCUGGGCCGUGGUGAGCGUUCUCCUCGCAAAUGCCAUGUACAAGUAUGCGACCUGGCGAUGGCUCUUCUACAUCGCCAUCAUCGUCCAGGCCAUCUCCUUGGUUGGUACAGCCUUGUUCUACUGGCCCACGUCUCAUCCCCAAGGAGAUUUCGACAAGUCACGCUGGACUCAGUUCCGAGAGAUCGACUGGAUCGGCCUUGGCCUGUUCACAGCCGGGCUCGCUGUAUUCCUGAUCGGCUUGACCUGGGGCGGCAGUGCUUCUCAUCCAUGGAAAAGCGCCAGCACCAUCGUACCUAUUGUUCUUGGGCUAUUCACCAUUGUCGCCGCUUUCAUCUACGACUUUUUCAUUGCUAAAGCCCCCAUGUUUCCUCUCAGUCUCUUUUCUACCAUCCGUGGCUUUCUUCUUGUAAUUGUUGUCUUGUUCAUUUCGGGAAUGAACUAUAAUUCCCUUUCUGCUCUGCUUCCUCAAGGCUCCCUCUACAUGUUCACCACUGACGGCAUCGAGAUUGGCGUUCUGGCAUUGCCCAACACCCUGAUGCAAGGCGUUUGUGGUUUCCUGGUUCCUCUUUUCUCCCACAAGAUUGGUCACAUCAAGUGGCAAUUUGUCGCCGGCACAGCAUUCCAGGCUAUCUUCAUCGGAGCCAGCGCCGCAACCGUCAAUCCUAACCACAAACUCGCCUGGGCGUUUGUACCAGCCUUUGGAGUUCCAAUGUUCGUCCUUUGCACCAUCCUGGGAUACUCCAUCGCCAGUCUACAUGUCCCGCAUUCUCAUCUGGGUCUCGCGAUGGGUCUCCUGGGUACCUUCCGAUCAGCCGGCGGUGCGGUCGGAAAUGCCAUCUUCAACACCAUCUUCCAGGAUAAGUUCAAGACUUAUUCUGGCGAGGAGAUCGCUCGCGCUGCACUACAAAGUGGCCUAAACGCCACUGACCUGGGACUAAUCAUCCCGGGUACCAUUCAGCAUAACCUUGGUGUCCCUGGUGCUCUUGACGCCGUACCCGGCAUGACACCAGAGAUCCAGGAAGUGCUUCGACAUGCAGUCAGACUAGCCUACGGUCGCGCAUUCCAGUUCGUAUUUUACAUCACAAUUGCAUUUUCAACUGUCGCUGUUAUUUGUGCCUUAUUCGUGGAGGACCCGACUGCUUUCAUGACGAAUCAUGUUCAAUCUGCCAUGGUUGGUCGAGGUCAUACCGGGGUUGUUGAUGGAGCUGCCCCGGUCUCGAGUACAGAUGAUAAGCCAACUGAGAGCCAUGAUGAGAAGAGCGAUGGCAAUACUGCAGGCGGAGUUAUAGUAAGCCUGCUCCUGAUGGUGAGUCUUUACCAUUUGGCAGCAGAAGCCUCGCAGAAAGAUCUCCGUCACACUGUAGUGCCAGUUGGUUCCUUCGUCGCUACUGCGCUCCUCUGUCCUCUGUUGUACCUGGAACGUUUGCGCUCAAUCAGGCCAGCCGACCUCGUCGUUGUCUUCUUGAUCAUAUCUUCGGGAUGUGAUAUGGCUCUUGCGAUACAAGAAGGGUUCAAGGGGUGGAUGAUACCCACCACAAGGAUUGCUCUGAAGAUUCUUCUGAUUGCUACGGAAAGCCGAAACAAACAACGGAUUCUCAAACCUCUCUACUCUUCCCAAUCUCCCGAAGAGCUCGCAGGAAUUCUAAGCAGGACAUUCUUCUGGUGGAUCAUCCCCAUUCUCGCCUUGGGAAACCAGAUAAUUCUUUCUGUCGAUGACUUGCCUCCGAUUGACCAGCUGCUUACAUCGGAGAAGCUCCGUCGUGAUGGCUUGAAGGCUGAAGAGUAUGCUACCUCGGUUCAUGGCACCAGUCAUCCUUCGAUUAUGUCUGAUAUUCUUUCGUUACGCGCAGCCGGCUCUUAUCAGCUCUGCGGUUCAUAUACUAAGCAGCCACUCCGAUGGAGACAGACCGAGGCUUUGCUUCAGAAGCUUCGAGCGCAAGAAUUGGAGAUGGCUAAAAAAGUGCGGUGGAUGAUGGUCGCGUAUAACGCGAGUGCAAAUGCCCUCGGCAUAUUCUCUCCUAUAUUAACAUUUGUCAUUUUCGUGCUGUAUGCUAAUCUUCGUGGGUCGACUCUCGACGCCGAGACUGCAUUCACGACAACAGCACUUCUUGGGCUAGUAACCCACCCAGCAAACAUGAUCAUGACGAUUGUGCCUCGUGCCAUUGGCUCUCUGGCUGCUUUUGGAAGAAUCCAAGACUAUCUUGUCCGGCCUGGUCGAGCGGAUGAGAGACUUUUGUUGAGACGAAAAGACGAUGAUGCUUUAUCAGCAAUUUGCUUUGAAGCCAUCACGGUUCAGUCCCAUUCAUCAUCACGCCCAAUCCUCGAAAACAUCAAUUUCACCGUAAAUCAAGGCUCGGUAUUCAUUUGCGCUGGAGCAGUUGGAAGCGGAAAGACAGUCCUUGCCCAGUGCAUUCUAGGCGAAAUCCCACUGUCAAGCGGGACAAUCUCCGUCUCCACCAAGCGGAUUGCUUACUGCGAACAAUCACCCUGGUUGCCGAGUGGAACUCUGAAGGAAGCGGUUUGUGGCUUUGAAAAGUUCGAGGCUGGCUGGUAUAAGCAAGUCGUCAAGCUUUGCUGCCUUGAUGAGGAUAUCUCAGCCUUCCCGCUUGGGGGCGAUACUUUGAUUGGGAGCCGGGGCCUGAAGCUCUCUGGAGGUCAAAGACAGCGUUUGGCACUCGCCCGCGCUGUAUAUGCUCGGUGUGAAAUUGUACUUCUUGACGACAGCUUCUCAGCUCUUGAUCACAACACUGAGGGAAAGGUCGUUUCUAAUCUUCUGGGAACCCAUGGGCACUUCCGCAAGACAGGCACUACAGUCAUCUUGAUCGCCAACUCUACCAAGCACUUUAGUCUGGCCGACUCGUUGAUCAUUCUGGAGAAUGGAAGAGUCACAUACCAAGGGUCACCAAACGCAAUAAAUGAAGAAGCUGCACAUUUACAUCACACGCCUGUCAGCGCGGUAGGUUCCGAAGACAAGACCGAUCUUAUCGAAUCAAACGAGACAAUUCAGAGCCAGGCUCUAAAGGUAAAUGAGGCUAUGGCUGAUUUGGGUAGAUCAGCAGGAGAUUUCUCUCUAUACGCUUCGUACUCAUUCUUUGUGACCUUUCCACAGUAUUGGCUGCAGAAGUGGACGGAAUCACCAGGCUCUCAGACGAAAUUCUAUAUCGGAGGCUACCUCAUUCUUUCACUCCUAGCCUGGACAGCCACGAAUGGGUCAAUGUGGUCUACUCAUAUGUUGAUUGCGCCAACAUCGGGUGCUGAACUCCACCGACGCUUACUCUCCACUGUCUUUGGCGCUCCAUUGCUGUUCUUCUCAAUGACAGAAACGGGUUCGAUACUGAAUCGGUUCAGUGAAGACAUGCAACUCGUCGACAAGAGCCUACCUCCGGCAAUACUCUCCCUUUCCAAUCAGGUCUUCAAAUUACUGGUGCAGGCGACGCUGCUUUUCAGCGCCCAGAAACUGCUAGCUGCCACGUUGCCAAUCUGCAUUUUGGUAGUCUACGUUGUGCAGCGAGUGUACCUGCGCAUAUCUCGACAGCUUCGUUUGCUCCAAUUAGAAUCGCAGUCUGCAGUUUACUCAAGCUUCCUUGAGUCUGUCGAGGGUGUCGUCAGCAUCCGGUGUUUUGGCUGGGUGAAGCAAGCAGAGACUACCAACAUGGGCUGUCUUGAUAAGUCCCAGCAACCAGCGUACAUUCUGCUUUGCUUGCAGCUCUGGCUCAACAUUGUUCUUGACUUGGUCAUUGCCGCCAUGGCAGUGAUCCUGAUCACUUUGGCAGUCUUCUUGGAGGGCAGCACAACAGCUGGCCAGAUUGGCAUGUCGUUGAACAUCGUCCUCGUCGCCAACUCGACACUUUUAGCGCUUGUCACGUCUUGGACGAAUUUGGAGAUCUCUCUCGGUGCUAUAUCGCGUUUGAAGACACUGGAAGCAAACACACCAGCAGAAGAACAGCCAACGUCCGGAGCGACAAUCCCUGACAGCUGGCCUUUACGUGGGGCAGUUGAGGUCCGUGACCUGACGGUCUCUUACGAAGAGACGAACGUGCCGGCCUUGAAGAACAUCAACCUAUCCAUUGACGCAGGGCAACAUUUAGUGAUCUGUGGUAGGACAGGCAGUGGGAAGAGCACUCUCCUUCUCGCCUUGCUCCGUCUUCUCAAUGCUCAGUCGGGGGCCAUUGAAGUUGAUGGAAUCGAUUUGAACCUGGUUCCGCUGUCGUUUAUACGUGAGCGAUGUUUUAUCACUGUUACACAAGAUCCAUUUCUGCUCGCACAGGCGAGCCUUCGCUUCAACCUGGACCCUUCAGAAACUCUUUCCGACAGUGCCAUCAUGAAGGCACUUGAACGAACUGGGCUCUGUGAACAUUUCGACAGCAAUCCGGAGGCAAAGCUGGUAGAUAUUCUGGACGACCCUCUCAAUUCGUUGCCUCACAUGUCAACUGGCCAAACCCAGCUGUUCGCCCUGACAAGAGCUAUCCUACGAGCCGAGCAUUCUUCAGUUACAGGAGCAAAGCCUAUUCUGCUGCUGGAUGAGGCGACAUCAUCGGUUGAUGGGCUCACAGAGUCAACUAUGCGGCGUAUUGUGAAGGACAUUUUUACGGAUAACGGACACACUGUGAUUGAGAUUACGCAUCGUUUGUCUGGAUUUGAGGGUAUCGCGAGAACUGGAGGACAGAGUCAACAAGUGAAAGUUAUUCUUCUUUCGCAGGGAGAGAUUCAGAGUCAGAGAGGAAUUGAGGAUGUGCUCGAUUUUGGCAAGGCGCCUUAG
Fusarium tjaetaba is the source of this 5280-nucleotide messenger RNA. Its product is annotated as drug facilitator PEP5. Gene Ontology annotation, molecular function: ATP binding; ABC-type transporter activity; ATP hydrolysis activity. Gene Ontology annotation, cellular component: membrane. The record is from RefSeq and is a predicted model, not a curated record. NCBI's taxonomy places the organism in Eukaryota, Fungi, Ascomycota, Sordariomycetes, Hypocreales, Nectriaceae. Bases 1 to 5280 code for a protein of 1759 amino acids. The transcript has 18 exons. Gene Ontology annotation, biological process: transmembrane transport.